AUGGAGAAAUUGCAUGGGAGAAAGAAGUCUGCAUCCCAUGGUUUUUCCAAGGGCUGGAAAAAUAACAGAGUUACUCUGUCUGGUCAGACCUGGAGAGUGGAUGAAGAUUUGGUCGCUGAAGUGAUCGAUUUGCAGAAGGACGACAUCAAGUUUUAUAGAGACUACAAGUUCUCGGGUAAAGUUAAGGCUAAUAAGGAUGAUCCCUUUCUAGAGAAUGCCCAUAUUUCUAAAGAUUAUGACGGUUUUGACUCUGAUGAGGAUUCUUCUAAUCUUCCUCCUAAAAAGAAAUUGAGGGUUAGUGAAAAUGAUAAAGAAGACACUGAAGAGAAGGUUGUGGAAGAAGAGGUAGAGAAUGAGCAAGAGCAAGAGAAGGAGGUGGAAGAAGAGGCAGAGAAUGAGAAAGAGAAGGAGGCUGAGGGUGAGGAUGGAGACAAGGAUAAUGAGCAGAGAGAAGAGGAAGUUGAAGAGUCGGAGGUGAAGGAGAAUCCCUAUGAUUCAGACAACAGGGAUGAUGUUUAG
This is a messenger RNA of Cryptomeria japonica (Japanese cedar), 519 nucleotides long. RefSeq lists its product as uncharacterized. The transcript is spliced from 2 exons. The record is from RefSeq and is a predicted model, not a curated record. Bases 1 to 519 code for a protein of 172 amino acids. Lineage: Eukaryota; Viridiplantae; Streptophyta; Pinopsida; Cupressales; Cupressaceae.